UAAGUGUUCCCUUGGUGUUCUAGAACUCUGCACAGACCAGUUAGAUCCUUUCUACUGAUAGCCUCUGCCAGGAGCAGGUAAAUACUCCAAAAGGACGACUGGGUUUCAACUUGGUUACAGGAGCGUAUCUUUCAAGUCAGGAAGAGGAAACCACUAAACUCAGGAAACAAAACCUAAACGUUUCCUUGGUGACUGCCGCAAAGUCAAGGUGCUUUUCUCCCCGAUUUAAGCAGACGGUAGCACCAGUGCCUUUCUUAGGAGUCUGAAGAGCUGAGUUGCAGCUGGUGCCAGGAUUCUAGGUACUCAACUCACUUGGAGCCGCUUAAGGCAUGCAAAUGGAGACUCCUCGCUCAGGAAUGUAUUUGCCAGCUGGUUAUGCCCCUCAGUAUCCACCAGCAGCUUUCCAAGCUCCUGUUUCAGGACCUCCAGAACCUACUGGACACCCUGCACUCCAGACUAACUACCAAGGUCCCCAGUCUGGUUAUCCCGGGCCUCAGACUGGCUACACAGUCUCAACUGCUGGACAUGAAAGUUAUGCUGCAGCGCGGCUUCCUACUCAAAAUAAUCAGACUGUAGUGCUUAUAAACACCCAGUGGAUGCCAGCACCGCCACCUCUUCUGAACUGCCCACCUGGACUGGAAUACUUAAAUCAGAUAGAUCAGAUUCUGAUUCAUCAGCAAGUCGAACUUCUAGAAGUCUUAACAGGCUUUGAAACAAAUAAUAAAUUUGAAAUCAAGAACAGCCUUGGGCAGAUGGUUUAUGUUGCGGUGGAAGAUACUGACUGCUGCACUCGAAAUUGCUGUGAAGCAUCUAGACCUUUCACCUUGAGGAUCCUGGAUCAUCUGGGUCAAGAAGUCAUGACUCUGGAGAGACCCCUGAGAUGCAGUAGCUGCUGCUUCCCCUGCUGCCUCCAGGAGAUAGAAAUCCAGGCUCCUCCUGGAGUGCCAAUAGGUUACGUGACUCAGAAUUGGCACCCAUGUCUGCCAAAGCUUACGCUUCAGAAUGACAAGAAGGAGGAUGUUCUAAAAGUUGUUGGUCCAUGUGUUGCAUGCACCUGCUGUUCAGACAUUGACUUUGAGAUCAAGUCUCUUGAUGAGGUGUCUAGAAUUGGCAAGAUCACCAAGCAGUGGUCUGGUUGUGUGAAGGAGGCCUUCACGGAUGCAGAUAACUUCGGGAUCCAGUUCCCGCUAGACCUGGAUGUGAAGAUAAAAGCUGUGAUGCUUGGCGCUUGUUUCCUCAUAGAUUACAUGUUUUUUGAAGGCUGUGAGUAGGAACAAAAAUCAGAUCUGUGGUGGGGACCAAUAGGAGACAACGGAGAAGAUCUGAAGUCUACACAAUGAACCUAUAUAAUUUGGAAACCUGGGU
Rattus rattus (black rat) is the source of this 1365-nucleotide messenger RNA. RefSeq names its product phospholipid scramblase 2. Gene Ontology annotation, molecular function: phospholipid scramblase activity. Gene Ontology annotation, biological process: phosphatidylserine exposure on apoptotic cell surface. Bases 330 to 1271 code for a protein of 313 amino acids. Gene Ontology annotation, cellular component: plasma membrane. The transcript has 8 exons. NCBI's taxonomy places the organism in Eukaryota, Metazoa, Chordata, Mammalia, Rodentia, Muridae. The record is from RefSeq and is a predicted model, not a curated record.